AUGGCGGAGACCGAGAGAAACCUCGCCGCGCUGACACUAGGACCGCUUUAUCACAAACUAGACCCAGGUCGACAAGAAAUCCGCCUGCUGGUCUUAAAGCCUGCCGCUUCGUCUGAGGAAGAAGUGCGAUGCAUGGUUCAGCACACCUCCUUGAAGUCCAGGCCUCGAGCAAAGUACGAGACGAUUUCUUACGUCUGGGGUGAUCCUACAGUGCAAUCUACCAUCCUAAUCCAAGAUGAACGGGUUUUGAUACCUGCUAACGCAGCAGUGGUACUUCGCCGCUUUCGCAAGAAGGCAGAAGAUCGCGUACUGUGGAUCGACGCGGUCUGUAUCAACCAGCAUGACAUCGACGAGCGUAGUCAACAGGUCGCGUUGAUGGCCGAAGUUUACUUCUACCCAACGCAAGGACUUAUCCGGAUUGGCGAAUGCAGUGAUCCUACCAAGAAAUUGCGGCGGUCGGUCGAACUUGUGCUGGCUGAUGCUGCGAACGAAACUGACAACUUCCGCUCGUUCGCGACUACUGUGCGUAGUACGACUGGUGGCCUCGUACCUAUGGGCAAUGGAAGUUUGCCGGCUGGAGCAGACAUUGGUUUGUUGUUACGCAUGUUGAACAUGCCGUGGUUCGGACGCGUAUGGGUGGUGCGAGAAGCUAUCCUUCCUCCAAAGUCCACUUGCUACUACGGUGCUGCUCGAUUCUCUCUCACAGACAUACUUCGUGUGGCCAUGUGGCUGCAGUACAAGCGCUUGCUCAUGAAACCGGACGACAUGUCUUUGCAAACAGAGAUGAACCGUGCAAAUGCGUUAUGGGCUCUCAAAUACGAUUACAAAGAAGGCAAACCCACGGGACGGAAGAUGAAGCUACCCAAACCCAAAGACCGUGUUUUCGGUAUGCUCGGUCUGUACCAACGAUUGGUCAAUGAGACCAUUCCCCCUGGUCUGCGUCCCGACUACUCUCGCUCUUUGACAGACAUACUGAUUGACGUUGUGCGAGCGAUGAUUGACAAUAGCUAUACCCUGGACUUCUUCGAUCGAGUGUCUUACCCGUGGCAAGCAGAAUCUAGCUCACUGCAUGAUAGGCCUGUGCCGACAUGGCUUCCACCAUUCCAUCGAAGACGAGAUCGCAUGCUUGAUGCUCCGCUGCUGUCGACACGCUUCAACGCACAUAACUACAAGCCGAUCACGAUCCCUCCCAGAUUAUGGAUCAGCCCAGGAGUGCUUAUCCUAGUUGGCUUCCAAGUCAGUCGUGUCGACCGGAUAUCGAGCGAAUAUCCCCUCAACGUCCUUGAUGACGGGAUUGACGAUGUAGCAUGGCGCUGGAUGGCCGAGGCGCAGACUGAGCUGGACGCAACUUCCGAAGUCCGUAGGACUGCUUUAGCAUCUAGCAUCAUCCUAGGCUCGAACCUAUUUGACUGCACUAUUCAACCCGAUGCUGCUCUGCGUGCAUACGAUAAGCUCAUUCGAGACUCUGCCCAAGGUCUCUCAAUGCAGGCACAGCUUGCGAAUGUGGACGACGACGAUGUGAUAAUGCCUGGGAUGUAUCUCCAAUCGUCGUCAAGGUGUCUUCACAGGCGGUGCUUCUCACUAGAAGACGGCCGCAUAGGCGCUGGCCCUGCGGAAAUGGAUGUCGGAGAUGUAGUGGUCAUAUUGUACGGGUGUCGAUGGCCGCUUGUGCUGCUCGAGAUGCCUAUUCCUGGCCACUACCUCGUCCGUAGCGCCGCAUACGUCCAUGAUAUCAUGGAGGGGACAGCGGUGAUCCUCCACGAGAUGAGGCACGGUCGUGACGAGGUGUUCUUCCUGCAUUGA
Molecule: messenger RNA, 1803 nt
Organism: Recurvomyces mirabilis
Lineage: Eukaryota; Fungi; Ascomycota; Dothideomycetes; Mycosphaerellales; Teratosphaeriaceae
Exons: 3
Coding region: 1-1803 (600 amino acids)
Source: RefSeq, a predicted model, not a curated record